AUGGUUGGUGGAAGAUGCGAUAUUUUGCAGGAUUUACGCGUUCUCUCGGCGGUGGCAUCAUCCGACGGCAGCUGCUUGGCUGGCGGCCGGCAUAGAAGAAAGAAGGUGAUGAAAAUUGAAACCGGUGUCCUUGUCGCCACAGAUCGUCGUAGAUCGUCGCUGUCAGCGCGCCAUCAGCAGCCAUCGUUCUCUGACCGAAAGCAACCGACCGGAACGCUGAUGGUGGUCGCCAAAGCUCGACCAUGCUGGUUAAUGGAGAAAAGAAAAAUUAUUAUUGAUCACCAACAAAGCGGGUCGGAAAGACUAUGUAAUGGCGGGUCAGAAGGACCGCGCAAUGGCGGGUCGGAAAGACCGCGCAAUGGCGGGUCGGAAGGACCGCGCAAUGGCGGGUCGGAAGGACCGCGCAAUGGCGGGUCGGAAGGACCGCGCAAUGGCGGGUCGGAAGGACCGCGCAAUGGUGGGUCGAAAGGACCGCGCAAUGGCGGGUCGGAAGGACCGCGCAAUGGCGGAUCGGAGAGACCGCACAACCGCGGGUCGAAAGGACCGCGCAAUCGCGGGUUGGAAGGACCGCGCAAUCGCGGGUUGGAAGGACCGCGCAAUCGCGGGUCGGAAAGACCGCAUAAAAACGGAUAG
Molecule: messenger RNA, 633 nt
Organism: Sabethes cyaneus
Lineage: Eukaryota; Metazoa; Arthropoda; Insecta; Diptera; Culicidae
Product: S-antigen protein-like
Exons: 3
Coding region: 1-633 (210 amino acids)
Source: RefSeq, a predicted model, not a curated record